AUGUUUGUGUAUGAUAAGCUCUGGACUGUCUUGAUUUCAGGGGGGGAAAGACAGUCGGUUUUGCGAACCACUAAGGUUCGCACCGCUCUGAAAGGAGACAACAGCUGGAUACAGAGACGAGAACAAGAAAAUCUUGAGAGAGAGGAGGAGGAGGAGAAACCAUGGAUCGCUGAAGUGCGAGCGAAGCGCUCAAGUUGUGUGUUUGAAGAAACAAGUACUGUAUCCUUACCCACAGCCAAUGAGCCCCAGCCCAGACCUGACACAGACAAACCAAAAACACCUGCAUCUGGAUACUUAAUCAGAGGGGUGUUCACAAAAACCGAAUCCAAGCCAACAUCCACCUCAUCCACCAAUGGAUUUGCUGGAAUAAAUAGCUUCAACAAAAAGCCAUCUGAGAGUUACAAGAAAAUAGCCCCCCACACAAUUCGGUCCAGCAGUGAAAAGACAGCGCCGUUUGAACCAACUCUGAGUCCAGAGGAAAUGGAAAAGAGGACAGAGACAGCCAGCACUGUGCUGAAGGGAUCAGCAGCAAAUCGACGGUCAUACGUAAUGUCAGCUGCAAAGAAAUACGGAUCUACAGAGAAGCCUGACAGCUCGGCUGAUAUGAACACUUCUUCCUUUGCUGCCAAAAGGGUAGUUAUCGGUAAUGAUGAUGACACCAAAGCAUCUGUUAAGUCUGUGCCUGUGCAAAGUGUUAAAUCAGACACUGAACCAGUGGUGAAGGAAGACAAGCCAGCAGCACCUGAGACUAAAACUGCAUCUGAAACAAAAACAACGAUUGAACCUAAACCCACAAUAAACUCUAAACCAGCACUUGGAACUAAGCCAGUGACUGAAACUAAACCUACAACACAAACUAAAAUUACAACCGAAUCUAAUGACACAUCAGAAUCUAAACCAGUGCUAGAAAACACAACACAGCCUAAAACAGCAUCUGAGCCUAAAUCAGCUUCACAACCUAAACCUACAACUGAAACUACAACAACAACUGAACCUAAACCAGUGGCUCAAACUAAACCUACCACACAAACUACAACAACAACUGAACCUAAACCCACAUCAGAACCUAAACCAGUUGAAACUAAACCUGUAACAACUGAAUUUAAACCAGCAAUUGAAACUAAAACAGCAACUGAAACUAAAACAGUUGAAACUAAAACAGAAACUAAACCUACAACACAGACUACAAUAGCAAGUGAUCCUAAACCCACAGCAGAGCCUAAACCAGUUGAAACUAAACCUACAACACAGACUACAAUAGCAAGUGAUCCUAAACCCACAGCAGAGCCUAAACCAGUUGAAACUAAACCUACAACACAGACUACAGUUGCAAGUGAUCCUAAACCCACAGCAGAGCCUAAACCAAUUGAAACUAAAACAGCAACUGAGACUAAAACAGUUGAAACUAAAACGUUCACACAAACUAUAAUGGCAACCGAUCCUAAACCCACACCAGAGCCUAAACCAGUUGAAACUAAACCUACAGCAACAACUGAACCUAAACCAGUUGAGACUAAAACAGCCACUGAAACUAAAUCAGUUGAAACUAAAACCUUCACAAAAACUAUAACAACAACCAAUCCUAAACCCACACCAGAGCCUAAACCAGUUGAAACUAAACCUACCACACAAACUACAACAGCAACUGAUCCUAAAUUAGUAGCUGAAACUAAACCUACAACACAGACUACAGUAGCAAGUGAUCCUAAACCCACAUCAGUAAUUAAACCAGUUGAAACUAAACCUACAGCAACAACUGAACCUAAACCAACUGAAACUAAACCUACAACAACUGAACCUAAACCAACUGAAACUAAACCUACAACAACUGAACCUAAACCAACUGAAACUAAACCUACAACAACUGAACCUAAACCAACUGAAACUAAACCUACAACAACUGAACCUAAACCAAUUGAGACUAAACCUACAACAACUGAACCUAAACCAAUUGAGACUAAAACAGCCACUGAAACUAAAUCAGUUGAAACUAAAACUUUCACAAAAACUAUAACAGCAACUGAUCUUAAACCCACACCAGAGCCUAAACCAGUUGAAACUAAAACAGAACCUGAAGCUAAAUCUCAGCCCAAACCAGCACCUGAAUCCAAGUCUGAACCAGCUCCAGAGAAAAGCCUGUCUGACACCCUGAUAUCCUUCAGCACAGAGCCUGUCAGUUCUGGCCAAACGGAUCUGGGAGUAGAUCUUCUCAGUCAGGAUCUGCUCACAGACAGCAGUUCUCUGCCUCAGACGAAGAAGACACAUACAACUCUAGACCUGCUUGCAGAUGAUCUGAUUCCCUUCAGUGCUACUUCCACCAGCUUAGUUGAUGAAUUUGAUCCAAUAGCAGCAUCGAGUGAGCCCACAAAGAGUCCUCACUGGUACAGUCCUCCUAAACUGGACUCAGGGUCCACGGAUACAUUCAAUCAUUUUCAGCAUCCUGUGGAUUUGGUUGCUGAUAUGUCACCAGAUGUUUUGGUUUCCUUGGCUGAAAAUGUCUUUCCAAUUGAUCCUAAAAGUGACUGGGAGACUAACAUGGAAAGUUACAAAACUAGCAUCAAAACAGUGCAGAGUUCUGUCCAGGAGAAGUUACCAGAAUCUGAUUCCAAGAAGGGCUUCGUCUAUGUUAAGGAAUAUGUGGAUAACUCGUUUCUUGAUGGCAGCAGCUCUGAUUAUGUGUCAUCAGCAACCUCUAACUACAACUACAGCAGCCCCAGCUACUAUACAAGAAGCGAGCUCACUCCCUGUACAUACUGUGGAGAAAUGGUGGGAAGCGACGCCAAAAUCACCAUCGAGCACCUGAACAUAUCGUGUCACCCAUCCUGCUUUAAGUGUGGUAUUUGCAGUAAACCAAUGGGAGAUUUACUCUACAAUAUGUUUCUCCACCGUGGGACGGUGCAUUGUGAGAGCUGCUAUUCCAAUGUGCUAUAAGAUCUGCUUACAAGCCUGAAAUAUCCAUCUCAAAGUGUGACCAACUUGAAUGAACAGGAAUUAGUUCCUUACUGUACUUCAUUGAUACUGUAUGCUGACAGUACACUGUGCAGAGUACCUUCUGAAUAUGUCAUAAAAAGGUUUUCUUGUGCAAACAAUGCUUGUUGCAGGGCAUCUAGGAUUUUUUAUUUAGAUUCUGCUGCGUUAAAUGUUUAGUCAAGACGAUAAGAAUUUAUAUCUUUGUUUUAUUUAAUCAUCAGAAACCAUUUUAAUGAAAUUAUUUUACUGUUUCAGAAGCUGUAUUGUUAUGGAAAUAUGUAUCCUGCAUAUUCACAAUUAAAGAAAAAUCCUCAU
Messenger RNA from Carassius carassius (crucian carp), 3285 nucleotides. Its product is annotated as mucin-2-like. The record is from RefSeq and is a predicted model, not a curated record. Lineage: Eukaryota; Metazoa; Chordata; Actinopteri; Cypriniformes; Cyprinidae. The transcript has 23 exons. Bases 1 to 2931 code for a protein of 976 amino acids.